CCGCUCUCCUGCUGGAGCCUCUGCGCCGCCCGAGCCCUCGCCACGCCGUGGUGUACAACAGCGGGGCCUUCUUCCGCUGGUGCGACGAGCGGGCGCGCGGCAGGCCGGCCAGGAGCUUCCUCGCGCGGCCCGGCAGCGGGGUGCUGCGGGGAGCGCUCCUGGCCGUCGUCUACAGCUGCCUCGGGCGCGCGUGGCGAGGGGGCCGGCACCGGGACGCGGUGCUUGUGGCCCUGGCGGUGCUGGAGGUGUGCCUGCAGCUGGCGGAGGACGCGCUCGACUUCGACGCCUUCGCCCGCGCGCACAGGCCCGCGGCCGCCCUGCUCGACCUGCUGAGGCGGCGCUUGCGCCUCGGCGCGGAGGGCCGGCCCCUGCGCGGCCUCCAGGAGCCGGCGCGCGACUAG
This is a messenger RNA of Prorocentrum cordatum, 401 nucleotides long. The record is from the annotation of a GenBank genome assembly. NCBI's taxonomy places the organism in Eukaryota, Dinophyceae, Prorocentrales, Prorocentraceae.